AUGGAAGCCCGAGCCUUUAGCACGUCUGCCAUGAACAUGACUAGUCUCUGCGAAAAUGUCGGACCCUUUGACGGGUAUGCCUUGACCUCCCUCGACGAUCUACCAGGGAUCUCGAUGUUGGAUUUCCCGUGUGAAGAUCCCUUCCCGCUGCUCAACUCGUCCCAUGUACUCCCUAAUAACACUCGUCCACCGCCCACUCGUAAACUGUGUGCCAAGCAAGGAUGUGUCAAGUUCGCUCGUUGUCAAGGGAUGUGUACGCAGCACGGCGGUCGACGGUACUGCGGCAUCCAUGGAUGCCCCCGAGUGGCCCAGUUUGCUGGUGAAUGCACAACCCACGGCGGCACCAAGCCCUGCGACGUCCCUGGCUGCCUCAAGUUCAUGCAGUCCACAGGAAAGUGCAAGGCCCAUGGCGGCGGAGGUCGUUGCCAAGCGUCUGACUGCGCUAAAGGAUCUAUUUCGAACGGCUUCUGUCGAGGACAUGGAGGCGGAUUGCGAUGUGUCGUGACGGGGUGCACCAAGUGGGCCCAGCGCGAACGGAUGUGCGUGCGUCACCACCACGACUACAGCACCGCGGACAACUGGGCGGUCCAGAUGAUGGAGAUGUAG
This is a messenger RNA of Aphanomyces astaci, 606 nucleotides long. RefSeq lists its product as hypothetical. The transcript has a single exon. Lineage: Eukaryota; Oomycota; Saprolegniomycetes; Saprolegniales; Verrucalvaceae. The coding region runs from base 1 to 606 and encodes 201 amino acids. The record is from RefSeq and is a predicted model, not a curated record.